CCAAGCUAUCUCGGCGCAGACAAAGCUGCCUUCCCUCACCAUACCCAGCCCUCCUCCACCACCACUCCUGCUGUUUCUACUACCACCUCCACCGCUGCCGCCGUUGCCAGCCUUGUCCGCUCCCUCCGCCCUUCCUCUAGACACCGUUCCCUCUUCAAUCAUGGGACAAGAAGGUGCAGAUCCACGGAUGAUGUCCGUCAAGCCCAGGAUACGAUACAACACCAUUGGAGGCGUCAAUGGCCCGCUCGUCAUCCUGGAAAAUGUCAAAUUCCCUAGGUACAAUGAGAUUGUGUCUUUGACUCUGCCCGACGGCAGCGUGAGGUCCGGUCAGGUCCUCGAGGCAAGAGGAAACAGAGCCGUCGUUCAGGUGUUCGAAGGCACGUCUGGCAUCGACGUGAAGAAGACCAAGGUCGAGUUCUCGGGCCACAGCUUGAAGCUGGGUGUGUCUGAGGACAUGUUGGGUCGCAUCUUCGACGGUUCAGGCCGAGCCAUCGACAAGGGCCCCAAGGUUUUGGCAGAGGAUUACCUCGACAUCAAUGGCAGUCCUAUCAACCCUUACUCCAGGGUAUACCCCGAAGAGAUGAUUGCAACAGGCAUCUCCACCAUUGACACGAUGAACUCGAUCGCCCGUGGUCAGAAGAUACCCAUUUUCUCUGCCGCUGGUCUUCCGCACAACGAAAUCGCCGCCCAAAUUUGCCGACAGGCUGGUCUGGUCGCGAAGCCUACAAAGGAUGUACAUGACGGCCACGAGGAAAACUUCUCCAUUGUAUUCGGUGCUAUGGGUGUAAACUUGGAAACCAGCAGAUUCUUUACCCGUGACUUCGAGGAGAACGGCAGCAUGGAGCGUGUCACGUUGUUCCUGAACUUGGCCAACGAUCCUACCAUUGAACGUAUUAUCACCCCUCGUCUUGCCCUCACCACGGCCGAAUACUAUGCCUACCAGCUGGAGAAACAUGUCCUCGUCAUUUUGACAGAUCUGUCCUCGUACUGCGAUGCAUUGCGUGAGGUCUCUGCCGCCCGAGAAGAAGUGCCUGGUCGUCGUGGUUAUCCAGGUUACAUGUACACGGAUCUGUCCACCAUCUACGAGCGUGCAGGUCGUGUUGAAGGACGCAACGGCUCCAUCACCCAGAUUCCCAUUCUAACCAUGCCCAACGAUGACAUUACCCACCCAAUCCCCGAUCUGACAGGUUACAUCACUGAAGGACAGAUUUUUGUCGACCGUGGACUGUAUAACAAGGGUAUAUACCCACCAAUCAACGUCCUUCCGUCUCUCUCCCGUCUUAUGAAGUCUGCCAUCGGCGAAGGCCGCACUCGGAAGGACCACGGCGAUGUCUCCAACCAGCUAUAUGCUAAAUACGCCAUUGGUCGAGACGCCGCUGCCAUGAAGGCAGUCGUUGGCGAGGAGGCUCUUUCCUCAGAGGACAAGUUGUCGCUGGAGUUCCUAGAUAAAUUUGAGAAGACGUUCGUCACACAAGGCGCGUACGAACAACGAACCAUAUUUGAGAGCUUGGACCUUGCAUGGCAGCUUCUCAGAAUUUAUCCGAAGGAGCUGCUUAACAGAAUCCCAGCCAAAGUGUUGGACAGCUAUUAUCAGCGAAAGCGGGAAGAGAAGAAGGAGACGAGAAAGGCGAACAAGGACACUAGAGACAACGAAGGCGAAGCAAGCGAGAACUUGGUUGACAUUUAGACGCAUCCCGUCUCCUCUUCGCGGAUGCUAAAUUGGACAUGGAUGACUAGAACGUGUAGGAUUGUAGAUAUGGGGGCACUUGGUCUUUUUUGCAGGCGCCAUGUAUGUUCCGUAUACCUAGCAGCACGUCACAGCAAGACGGAGAUUUGAACAUUGCCACAAGUUUUUUUUCUCGUGCGCUGCGCACUCGUUUUUAUUUCCUUUUCCGUCCAGCGACGGAAACACAACCCAGCAACGCAAGGAUAUCUGGGGCUUCAGUAUGAAACGAGCACAGCGCAAACUUGAAGUAGAUAAAGACAUGAAUCAGGG
Verruconis gallopava is the source of this 1996-nucleotide messenger RNA. Its product is annotated as V-type proton ATPase subunit B. Bases 161 to 1687 code for a protein of 508 amino acids. The record is from RefSeq and is a predicted model, not a curated record. Gene Ontology annotation, molecular function: ATP binding; proton-transporting ATPase activity, rotational mechanism. Gene Ontology annotation, biological process: proton transmembrane transport; ATP metabolic process. The transcript is spliced from 8 exons. NCBI's taxonomy places the organism in Eukaryota, Fungi, Ascomycota, Dothideomycetes, Venturiales, Sympoventuriaceae. Gene Ontology annotation, cellular component: proton-transporting V-type ATPase, V1 domain.